This is a messenger RNA of Lacerta agilis (Sand lizard), 2335 nucleotides long. RefSeq names its product ZFP64 zinc finger protein (gene ZFP64). Gene Ontology annotation, cellular component: nucleus. NCBI's taxonomy places the organism in Eukaryota, Metazoa, Chordata, Lepidosauria, Squamata, Lacertidae. Bases 573 to 2147 code for a protein of 524 amino acids. The record is from RefSeq and is a predicted model, not a curated record. Gene Ontology annotation, molecular function: DNA-binding transcription activator activity, RNA polymerase II-specific; RNA polymerase II cis-regulatory region sequence-specific DNA binding. The transcript has 6 exons. Gene Ontology annotation, biological process: regulation of transcription by RNA polymerase II.
GCUUAUCCGCGCUCCCGGGCCCGGAGCUGGCAGAAGCCGCCCGGAGCCUGCGCUCCGGCCGGCCCCGAAACCUGAGUAGUGGAAGAAGCGAGCGCUCGCGCAGCCCGGGAAUCUGGAGCGUAAAAACAGGGCCCGGGAACCUGGUUCCAGGAGGCACCACUGUCCUGGUGGAGCUCACACCAGAUAUUCACAUUUGUGGCCUGUGCAAGCAGCAGUUCAAUAACCUAGAUGCAUUCGUCGCUCACAAGAGAAGCGGCUGCCAGCUGUCCGGCGCAGCAGCGGAGACCACCAGCACGGUACAGUUCGUAGCAGAAGAAACCGUGCCAGCGACCCAGACCCAAACCACAACAAGGACCAUCACUUCAGAAACCCAAACUAUCACAGUUUCUGCGCCAGAGUUUGUUUUUGAGCAUGGCUACCAAACCUACCUACCUGGUGAGAGCAGCGAGCCUCAGCCUGCCGCCGUUGUCACCACUACACCGAAACCUCGCGCCAGAAAGUCUGCCACAUCAGGGGCGCAAAAGAAACUUAACUGCUGCUACCCAGGCUGCCAGUUCAAGACAUCCUACGGUAUGAAAGACAUGGAACGACAUUUAAGAACACACACUGGUGACAAGCCCCACAAAUGUGAGGUUUGCGGGAAGAGCUUCAGCCGCAAAGACAAGCUGAAAAUGCACAUGCGAUCCCACAGCGGAGUGAAGCCCUACAAGUGCAAGCACUGUGACUACGCAGCUUCCGAAAGCAGCAGCCUGAACAAGCACCAGCGCAUCCAUUCCAACGAGCGCCCUUUCAAGUGCCAGAUCUGCCCUUACGCAAGCCGCAAUUCCAGCCAGCUCACGGUGCAUCUCAGGUCUCAUACAGGAGACGCUCCCUUCCAGUGCCGCCUCUGCAGCGCCAAAUUCAAAAUCAACUCGGACUUGAAGAGGCACAUGCGCGUGCACACGGGGGAGAAGCCCUACAAGUGCGACUACUGCGACGUGCGCUGUGCCAUGAAGGGCAACCUGAAGUCGCACAUCCGCAUCAAGCACAGCAUGGAGAACGCCUACCGGUGCCUCGAGUGCGAGUUCCAGUGCGGGAACAAGACCAGCCUCCGGCACCACCUGCGCACCCACCAGCCCGAGCAGCCUGUGAAAUGCUCGGAGUGCAGCUACUCCUGCUCCAACAAGGCCACCCUCAAGGUGCACGAGAGGAUCCACUUCAAGGACCGCCCUUUCAAGUGCGAGUUCUGCAGCUUCGACACCAAGCAGCGCAGCAACCUCACCACGCACAUGAAGAAGGCGCACGGGGACAAGGUCAGGGUGAAGAAGAAGGCGGCCGAGAAGGGGGAAGGAGAGCGGCUGAAGGAAGGCAGCUCCAGGCAAGUGGCCAGGCUGGAAGCCAAGAAAGCUUUCAAGUGCGAUCUCUGCGAGGCCUCGUUUGUCCGGGAAGACUCCUUGCGGAGCCACAAGAGGCAACACGUCGAGUACAACGGGGCUAAGAACACGGAGCUGGCCGUUUUGCAGUUCCAGGUGGACCCCACGAGGCCAACCGGCGCCCCUAUUACCGUCAGCCACCUCCAGGUUCCGCUGCAGGCUUCGUCUUACGGCAAAGGGCAGGUGAAGAUCAUCGUCGGACAUCAGGUACCCCAAGCCGGAGGUCUGGUGCAAGCGGCUUCCGUGAACAUUGUGCCGCCAGCCUUAAUAAGCCAGAACCAAGAAGAUCUGUCUGGCAACGGCCAGUUGCAAAUCCUGCAGCAAGUGAGCUUGCUGGCUCCCCCUCUGCCCCCGGGGUCUCAAGCGGAAAGCAUUUCGAUGGGCCAACCGGCCGUGCUCCUCACAACCCACAGUCCAGCGGAGAGAAGCACGCCCAACCAGACCCUGAUUCCCGACAUCCCCGUAGGCAGCCACGAGGCCACGGCGGCCCAGGCUUUCAUCAGCAGUGCCGAAAUUAGCUGCUCCGACUUGGAAGGACUCAACGCCUUGAUUCAGGAAGGGGCCGGGGAGGUGACAGUGGUGAGCGAUGAGGACCAGAGCAUCACUGUGGCUACCUCGGUGCCCCCUCCGCCCAUCUUUUCCUCCCCUCCUCACACCGACGUGCCCAAGCAAGUCUACUCCAUUAUCCAAAGUGGUGCAAGUUUGCUGUGUCCUGCAGACUCCAUACCAGAUUAGUUCCAAGAAGAGCGCAUUUGCUCAGCGCUCAGUUAGCACAUGAGAUUUGGCCCUGGAUCCUGAUUAGGGUGCUGAGUACAGAAGGCGAGGCAAUUCCUGGUGUCGUGCCAGUUCAUUGCUUCACUCCAGGGGUAGCCCAGCUGUUGUCCGACUGUAGCUCCCAUCAUCCCGGACCAUUGGCCACACCA